Messenger RNA from Vombatus ursinus (common wombat), 1675 nucleotides. RefSeq names its product interferon regulatory factor 3 (gene IRF3). Gene Ontology annotation, cellular component: nucleus. The record is from RefSeq and is a predicted model, not a curated record. Lineage: Eukaryota; Metazoa; Chordata; Mammalia; Diprotodontia; Vombatidae. Bases 296 to 1534 code for a protein of 412 amino acids. The transcript is spliced from 8 exons. Gene Ontology annotation, molecular function: DNA-binding transcription factor activity, RNA polymerase II-specific; RNA polymerase II cis-regulatory region sequence-specific DNA binding; protein binding. Gene Ontology annotation, biological process: immune system process; regulation of transcription by RNA polymerase II.
UUGUUGCCAGGGGGCGGAACCUCUCGGAACUUCCCGCAUCAGCACACAGCCCCAUACUUUUUAAACAACGUUUCAACUUGCCAGAAUCCUUGUGCCAACACUCACUGGGCCAGGGGCGGGACAUCAUUUGCAUAUCGUCUCUCCCGGCCUGCCUGGGGUUGGGUUGAUUCCAGGGGGGAGGGUAUUUGCCCCCAUGGAAUCAGCUGACCCGCACAGGGCUGGGAGCGUCGGCCGAGCAGGAAGGAGUAACCUGAAGAGCCCAAGUCCCCCUGCCGGGAACUAGCCCAGCUGGAGCAUGGCCAACAAGACCAAGCCGCGGAUCUUGCCCUGGCUGCGGGAGCAGCUGGACUCGGGCUUGCUGGGUGCGACCUGGAUCGAUGCAGAGCACACGCGCUUCUUUAUCCCCUGGAAGCACGGGCUUCGCCAGGACUUGCAGCAAGAGGAUUUCCGCAUCUUCCAGGCAUGGGCGGAGGCCAGCGGCAGCUAUCGGCCUGGCAUCGAUGUGCCGGACCCAGCCACGUGGAAACGGAAUUUUCGGGCAGCCCUAGACCGCAAGCAGAACCUGCGCGUGGUCAGCAACCACAGUCGGGACACUCAGAAUCCACACAAGAUCUACGAGUUCUUGUCAGAGGACGGGGAGGGCUGCGAGGCCGGCCGGGCUGCUGAGCACGAGGACCAGGAAGACACCAUCCAGGAGAUCCUGGAGGCCCUGACACUGUCCACUCAGCAGCAGCAGCAAUUUCAUGGAGACUUCAGCCCCAACUCCUUCCUGGAGCAGCUCCCCCAGACACCAGAACCAGCCUUGUCCUGCAACCCCUUAAUGCCGAUUUUUGCCAGCGGCUUCCAGACCGAGUAUGAGGUGACAGCCUUCUAUCGGGGGCGCCAAGUUCUUCAGAAAUGCCUCUCUUGCCUCAAAGGCCUCCGGUUGGUAGGGCCAGGACCUGGGGCUGAGACUUGGAUGGAGCUGGAUGGGACAUCACUGGCCCUGCCUGAGCCCAGCAGCGCCCUCACUGACCAGCGGACAGCGUACUACGUCAGCAGGGUGCUGGGCAGCCUUGGGGCUGGGCUGGCCCUGUGGAACUCCCAGACUGAAUUCAGGGCACAGCGCUUGGGCCACUGCGGGACGUACUGGACCCUGGGAGAGCAGGCAUCCCCUGGGGCCACAGGGAGGGAAGUGACAAAGGAAAGAGAUGGCCAGCAAGUCUGCUCCAUUCCAGAGUUCGUGAAUGACCUGAUCUCCUUCCUGGAAGGCAGUCACCGCUCGCCCCAGUACACUCUCUGGUUCUGCCUAGGGGAAUCUUGGCCCACCAAUUCACAGCUAUGGACCAAGAAGCUUGUCAUGGUCAAGGUGGUGCCCACUGCACUGAGGGCACUCCAUGAGGUGGCCCAGGCUGGGGGAGCAUCGUCACUGGAAGAGGAGGUGGAUCUGCACAUCUCUGGCAGCCUUUCCCUGUCCCUGGCACCUGCCCAUCUCCACGGCUACCUGCAGGGGCUGGCCCACAGCAUGCAGUGGGAGUCGGGGGCUCACUGCUGAGCUCUCCCCUCUUCUCAGUCCGGAUCCAGUGCCUGGCCACACUCCCUUCUCCAGUCUUGGGGACCCCAGGGCAAAAGCCCUUUCUCUGAGCCUGUACACUGCCUCCAAAAUAAAAGGGCUGACGUGGGUCUCGUGAGUCGC